Messenger RNA from Xenopus laevis (African clawed frog), 3596 nucleotides. RefSeq names its product methylenetetrahydrofolate dehydrogenase (NADP+ dependent) 1 like L homeolog (gene mthfd1l.L). The coding region runs from base 167 to 3049 and encodes 960 amino acids. The transcript has 28 exons. The record is from RefSeq and is a predicted model, not a curated record. Gene Ontology annotation, cellular component: cytosol; mitochondrion; mitochondrial matrix. Gene Ontology annotation, biological process: formate metabolic process; tetrahydrofolate metabolic process; carboxylic acid biosynthetic process. NCBI's taxonomy places the organism in Eukaryota, Metazoa, Chordata, Amphibia, Anura, Pipidae. Gene Ontology annotation, molecular function: ATP binding; formate-tetrahydrofolate ligase activity; methenyltetrahydrofolate cyclohydrolase activity.
GGGCAUCACUGAAAUCGCACCCAUGUGCCAUGUGGCUUGACCUGCCCUUUAAGAGAAGCGGCGAGUCGCUGACUAGUAGUAACACGCAAUAGAUAGGCGGGGAAAAGCACUGCGUUUCCUCUUUACAAGUUGCAUCGCUUCAUUUCUGGUCGUUCCUCUGGUUCCGAUGCAACUAAACAGGAUGCGCUUUCUCCUUAUCCGCAGGAUCUCCCAGCCUGUGUCUGUCAGUAGGGCAGUGGUACAGCAGGGCAAUGGAUGCGCCAGGCGAACGGCUAGCGGGGCAAGUAGCAGUCGGGACGGGCGGCAGUCGUCCUCGUCUGCUUGGAAAUCAGCACAGGAUCUGCACGCUUCGGCUGCCAGAAAAAGUAUUCAGCGCUCAAAGGAAGUUUUCAGUGGUCUGCAAAGGGAAAGCUCUGCUUUUAAACCAGUUCUUGCAAUAAUACAGGCAAGUGUGGAUGAUCUAACUUUGGAGACCACCAAGAACUAUGCAGAAGAGCUGGGAGUUGAUGUCCUUCACAUAUGUUUGCCUCAAGAGAGCAGGGACGAAGAAAUUAUUGAUGAAAUCUUAAAACUCAAUGAAGACCCAAAGGUCCAUGGUCUCGUCCUCCAUUUGACUGAUCCAAACAGCAAAAUAUUAAAUGCUGUGCGACCUGAGAAAGAUGUGGACGGUGUCACAGAUGUGAACCUAGGGAAGAUGACUCGUGGUGACAUGCAAGAAGGAUUUAUAUCUCCUAUUGCCAAUGGCGUCAUAAAUUUGCUUGAGAAAACAGUGCAAACAUCUCUGUAUGGGAAGCACGUGUUAAUAGUUGGGGCUGAUGGUUCGUUAGAAGCCUCUCUACAGUGCCUGCUUCAGAGGAAAGGUGCCAUAUCCGUAGGGUGCCCAUGGCAAACACAAAACUUGCAGAAAAAGCUGAAUCGGGCAGAAAUUGUUGUUAUUGGUAGUACAAAGCCGAAAGAGAUUCCUGUCAGCUGGAUAAAGCCAGGCACAAUUGUUGUUAACUGCUCUCACAUUGUUCUGUCAGGAGUUUCUGAACAGUAUGUUGAUGGGCUUGCUGGUCAAGGUGUUGGACCUCUUGCUGCAGCAUUAAGAAUGGAGAACCUAGCAGAAAGCAGUAGAAGAUGGAUUGAAGCACAGAGGUAUAAAAAGUGGAACCUUCACUGUUUGAAACUUCAGCCACUUUCUCCAGUCCCAAGUGAUAUCGAGAUUUCCCGGGCACAAAGUCCAAAAGCUGUCGAAGUGCUUGCCAAGGAGAUAGGAUUGCUUGCAGAUGAAAUUGAAGUCUAUGGCCGUACUAAAGCCAAAGUACGUUUGUCUCUGCUAGAGAGGUUAAAGGAACAGCCAGAUGGAAAAUACGUUUUAGUAGCUGGAAUAACACCUACACCCCUUGGAGAAGGGAAGAGCACAGUAACCAUAGGGCUGGUGCAAGCUCUGACCGCACAUACAAAUGUCAACUCCUUUGCCUGCCUGAGACAACCUUCACAAGGACCCACUUUUGGUGUCAAAGGUGGGGCUGCAGGUGGUGGAUAUGCACAGGUCAUUCCAAUGGAAGAGUUCAACCUCCAUCUCACUGGUGACAUUCAUGCUAUCACUGCUGCCAACAACUUGCUAGCUGCAGCAAUUGAUGCUCGAAUUCUGCAUGAAAACACUCAGUCCGACAAGGCUUUAUAUAAUCGUCUCGUUCCCUCCAUUAAUGGUGUAAGAGAAUUCUCUCCAAUCCAGAUUGCCCGGUUAAAGAGACUUGGUAUAAAGAAAACUGACCCUUUGUCCCUGACACCUGAAGAAAUUACAACAUUUGUUCGUCUUGCUAUUGACCCAUCUACAAUAACUUGGCAAAGAGUGAUUGACACAAAUGACAGAUUCCUCAGAAAGAUCACAGUUGGUCAAGCAAAUACAGAAAAAGGCUUUGUCAGACAGGCACAGUUUGAUAUUGCUGUUGCUAGUGAAAUUAUGGCUAUAUUAGCUCUAACAAACAGCCUGUCAGACAUGAAGGAGAGGCUGGGGAAGAUGGUGGUAGCCAAUGACAAAAAAGGGCAACCAGUGACUGCAGAAGAUCUGGGGGUCACUGGUGCGUUGGCAGUAUUAAUGAAGGAUGCCGUAAAGCCAACCUUGAUGCAGACAUUAGAGGGUACACCCGUGUUUGUUCAUGCUGGGCCUUUUGCUAACAUCGCACAUGGUAACUCAUCAGUUUUAGCAGACAAAAUUGCACUGAAGCUGGUUGGAGAAGAUGGCUUUGUUGUAACUGAAGCAGGUUUUGGUGCCGACAUUGGGAUGGAGAAGUUCUUUAAUAUCAAGUGCAGAUCGUCAGGGCUUGUUCCCAACGUUGUUGUUCUAGUUGCAACAAUUAGAGCUCUGAAAAUGCAUGGAGGAGGACCAAACGUAACUGCUGGUGCACCACUUGCAAAAGAAUACACCGAAGAGAAUCUUCAGCUUGUUCAGAAUGGCUGUUGCAAUUUACAGAAGCAGAUUCAAAUUGCUCAGAAAUUUGGUGUCCCUGUUGUUGUUGCCUUAAAUAUUUUCAAGACAGAUUCUCGGGCUGAGAUUGAACUAGUGUGCAAAAUUGCAAAGGAGUCUGGAGCCUUUGACGCAGUUCCAUGUAAUCAUUGGUCAGUUGGAGGCAAGGGAGCUGUUGAAUUAGCCCAGGCUGUCAAGGGAGCAGCAAACCAAGAUAAUAACUUCCAGUAUUUGUAUGACCUCAAGAUUCCCAUAGUAGAAAAGAUCAGGACCAUUGCUCAGCAAGUCUAUGGAGCAGCUGACAUAGAGCUAUCCCCAAAGGCAGAAUCCAAGAUAGAAGUCUACACUAGACAGGGUUUUGGAAAACUUCCGAUCUGUAUGGCCAAGACUCAUCUGUCACUGUCCCACCAGCCAGAGAAAAAAGGAGUGCCGACUGGGUUUAUUCUGCCAAUUAGUGAUGUAAGAGCGAGUAUUGGCGCUGGUUUCAUAUAUCCUCUGGUGGGAACGAUGAGCACCAUGCCAGGGCUACCAACCAGGCCCUGCUUCUAUGACAUUGACCUUGACGCUGAGACAGAAGAAGUGAAGGGCUUGUUUUAAGAACAUUUCUUAAGAUCCUUUCACUGCCUGCAUCUGACUUCUCUGCGUGAUGCACACAAAUGCUUACUACUUAUUCUGGACAAUGCCAGCUGGAUUGAGGAACACAGAGCACAUGAACACAUUUACUUCCCAGACACACUCGAGGAACUGGGAUGUGAAACCACAGGAUAAGCUGCAGGGACAGAUCAGCUACUCUUAACCUGGCGUGUGUUGUGUAUUACAAAGAGCUGCAAUUUUCCUUUCAUAGACAUUAAAAUGCGCUACAAUACUAGUAACUGAAUUGCUAGAAUGCGAUUACCUACAGCAAAAAGCUUAUGCAGGGCAAAGUAACACUGAAAAGUAGUGUUAAUACUCUGGUUUUGAACUAUGGCACACACAGGUACAAGAAAAUUAAAACUUCUGGGUAUCCCUCUAGAUUCCCGUUUGAUAUGUUUGCAUUUUAUUAAAACUUAUGUAUAAUUACCCUCUCCCCUACCCCCUCGCGUUCUGUACCCCUUCCUUGUAGUGCUUAAACUGAAAAUAAAUAGUAUAUUAAAAAAAAAAUGUU